AAUUGCUUCUCGCUCGUGAUACUUCGGCUUUCCCAAUCCUUUGUGCACUGCAGUCCUCCGCGAACAACCGCAGUUCUACACCGAUUAGAAUAUGACAUGUGUCGCAGUUGUUAAAGUCCUAUGAAAGCUUGUUUAUCCAACCAUUACCUUCUCCGAAUUCCGGCAUGUUUCGUUACACUACGUAGUAUGCAGCGAAGUAGGUAUCAUUGCCAUCGCAGGCGGGGUAUUCUUUACAUUACAGCCUGAUGCCUAAGCCCCUAGAAAGUCCAGCACGGCUCGUGCAUCUCAAUCCUUCAUUUUAAAACAUUGCCAUCCGGUAGCCUCUAGUUUGAACAGGAGAAAACAUGACGAUCGUAGGAAAAGCAGACGUUCCGGAUAGGAAAGCUUUUCGCGAAGGCUUAAACAGUCGUAAUGAGUUGAGUGAGAAGGCCAAGUUCAUCACCGCUCACCUCGGAUGGGAAAGUAUCCCGGCGUACUCGGAGACGGAAUCACACGACGGAGGACCGUGUGAGGUGUCAGCACCGUUGCCCGACGAAUGCAUCAUCGUCCUCCUGUACGGGCAGAUGCAGCUCGACGACGACGAACGAGUCCUCACCGGGACCAACGUCGCGGUGCGCACGCAAGGGUCCAAGACGCUGAAGAUCUUGACGAACAGCGCCGCGGUGUGGUAUCCGGGGAUGUGCUGCUGGGAGGGGGACGAGUGCUUCCUCGCGACGAAGGGCCAGUGUAAGCGCUUCGGAAUCGGUAACGUUAGGGAGGUGAAGAAGAAGCCGAAGAAGUCGGCUUGGAGCUGGGUGAAGAAGCUUAGCUUGGGAAAACAGGAUAAUGAUUCUUAACGACAUCAUUGCUACCUAGUCAGGGAGCAGUAUGACAGAUUGGACGUCUUGGAAUUGGGGUCUAAGUCAUCUUAUGUUUGGAAGUUGGCAAGUGUUUAUAACAAGCAUGCCCGUGAAGGUGGCGUAAUUAGGUACUCUUAUUCAUGCAUGAUGGAUUCCCUCCAAGGGUUCUCCGAUUACAUUCUUACUAAGGCUAGAGCAGUGAAGACUUGAGAUAUUGGUCUGUAUUGCUGUGUUUGAUUCGGGAAGGAUUAUGGACUCAAAUACUCUCAAUACUGUACUUGCUAUAGCUCUUGAUAACUUAACUUUUGUGUUAAGCUCUCUA
Daldinia loculata is the source of this 1161-nucleotide messenger RNA. RefSeq lists its product as uncharacterized. Lineage: Eukaryota; Fungi; Ascomycota; Sordariomycetes; Xylariales; Hypoxylaceae. Bases 345 to 836 code for a protein of 163 amino acids. The transcript is spliced from 2 exons. The record is from RefSeq and is a predicted model, not a curated record.